Messenger RNA from Coregonus sp. 'balchen', 441 nucleotides. The record is from the annotation of a GenBank genome assembly. NCBI's taxonomy places the organism in Eukaryota, Metazoa, Chordata, Actinopteri, Salmoniformes, Salmonidae.
AGUUUUGAGCAAAGUUUAAACAACUAUUCUGGAGACGACCCCCUCGAUCCAUGGGACAGGUAACUUGUGCAAGCAUUGUAUAUCAUCAUCAAAGGGGGCCACCAACAAAAAGUAAACAUUAAAGAGUUAUUCAUCUGCCAUUGAUUGGAUAUUUUCACAUGCAAAUCGCACUUGGUUUGAGAGCAACAUAACUGAUUUUUUUUUUAUAUCGAAGUACUGAUGAAGCAGGCAAGCAAGCAAGUGAUUGUGAUUAGUCCUCUAUGUUUUUUGGCCAGCUUGAAUUUGUUGGUGUGUAACUCUUUACCAUACAUUUACACUUUCAGGUUUAUAGAAUGUCUAGAGAAGAGAUUACCUGCUGAAGACUCCAAAGGGAUGUCUCUUGUGCUAGAUCGUCUAGUACAAAGAUUUCUCCAAGAAGAGCGAUACACCAAUGACAUCCGA